This is a messenger RNA of Arxiozyma heterogenica, 669 nucleotides long. RefSeq names its product tRNA 2'-phosphotransferase (gene TPT1). Gene Ontology annotation, biological process: tRNA splicing, via endonucleolytic cleavage and ligation. The record is from RefSeq and is a predicted model, not a curated record. Lineage: Eukaryota; Fungi; Ascomycota; Saccharomycetes; Saccharomycetales; Saccharomycetaceae. Gene Ontology annotation, molecular function: tRNA 2'-phosphotransferase activity. The transcript has a single exon. Bases 1 to 669 code for a protein of 222 amino acids.
AUGGAGAAAAGAGAUAUUCAUAUUUCAAAAUCACUUUCGUACUUACUUCGUCAUGGUGCAAUAAAAGAAAAUUUACCUAUUGAUUCAAAUGGUUAUGUUCAACUAUCAUUAUUACUAGCACAUAAUAGGUUGAAAACACAUAAAUGUACACAUGAAGACAUCAUUAGGGUAAUAGAAAAUAAUGAUAAAAAACGGUUUGAUCAUAGGAUUAUUGAUGGAAUAGAAUAUAUCGCCGCUACUCAAGGGCAUUCAAUGCAAAAUAUCCAACCUGAUGAAAAUAUUUUAAUCAAGAUUUCACAAAAUACAAAAUUAUUACACCCUUUGAUCCAUGGGACUAAUAUGAAAGGAUUAGAAAUGAUCUUACAGAGUGGAUAUAUAUCUAAGAUGAAAAGAAAUCAUAUUCACUUAUCUCCUGGUAUCGUGGAUGAAGAUUCCAAUGUUAUCAGUGGAAUGCGAAAAAACUCUCCUGUACUUAUAUAUAUAAAUCCAGAUAGAUUGGUUGAAAGAGGUAACCUGUUUAAAUCCUUAAAUGAAGUAUUUCUUACACCAGACGACAUUCCCUUGUCUCUGUUUGAUAAGGUAGUCUUUAGAAGCAAUAAACUAGUCAGUGAGGAAAUAUUACAAAUAUUAGACGUUGAUAAUAUAGAAUAUAUAUUUAGAAAAAAUUAA